CAGCAAAAAAUCACCUUAGCUCACUAAGAUUUGCUGCUUUAGACUCGCUCCUGCUUUCUCUUGUCUGCUCCAACAUCAAACCAUUCUAUCUUAAGAAACCCAUUUGAAAUUUCAAGUCUCGUUCUGGCUAUUUCCAUGUUCACAGCUUACUAUACUUCACCAAUUAAAGGGUCUCCUAAACUUCUUCAAUUUUCAACUCUGCUGCAGAGUAAGAAACUAUUGGUUUUAGAUACAAGUGCAUUUCCAGAGUAGAAAUGAUGCUCUCGAGCAUGAGAUAGAUACCAAGCACCAUUGUCUUCAGUCAAUUCUUAUAAACAAUACAAAAUGGAGAAUGAGUGGAACUGGGAGCAGAACACACUCAUCAAUGAGCUAAUUCAGGGGAUGGAGGUGGCAAGGAAGUUGAAGGCAGACUUGAGGGAACCGUAUUCGGUUGAAACUAGAGAUUUGCUGGUGCAGAGGAUAUUAUCUUCUUAUGAAAAGGCUCUGCUUAUUUUAAGAUACAAUGCAUCAACUUCCAAGUUGCAGUCUAUGAAUCAAGCAACAGCAACUUUGUUACCAGAGUCCCCAAUAUCUGUCAAUGAAAGUCCUCAGAGGGAAGAUGUUGAUGGGGUAAAAGAAAUGAAGGAUCACCAGGAAAUUAAACACGAUUCAAAGAAAAGAAAGAUAAUGCCCAAAUGGAUGGACCAAGUAAGAGUCAGCUGUGAGAGUGGUCUUGAAGGAUCGCAUGAAGAUGGCUACAACUGGAGAAAAUAUGGUCAAAAAGACAUCCUCGGUGCCAAAUAUCCCAGAAGUUACUACAGGUGCACCUUCCGCAACACUCAGGGCUGUUGGGCCACAAAGCAAGUACAGAGAUCAGAUGAAGAUCCCACCAUCUUUGACAUAACUUACAGAGGAAAGCAUACCUGUUCUCAGGGAAACAAUGCCAUUCUGGCACCUGAGUCACCAGACAAACAAGAGAAAGCACAAAGUUAUAAUACUGAUAUUCACAAUGCACAUCCAUCACAAGAAAACCUUACAAGGUUCAGAAACAUCUUGGCUGUCGACACGAAUAAACAGGAAAAUGGAGAAAUGGCAUAUCCUUUUACUUUCCCUUCAGCUUCAUUUGGAUGCAUGACACAAGACAACCACAGCUUGAUUCCUUCGGCCCUAGAGAACGAGUCCUUCUUGAGCAGCCUAUACCAAACACACCUGUUAGCUCCAACAACACCAGAAUCAAACUAUUUCCCAUCUCCAACUUUCCAGAUGAAUGAGUUUGAUGGGAUCUAUAACAAGCCACAUUUGGAAUCAGAUAUCAACGAGAUCAUUUCCACCAACACAUCAGCAACCAAUUCUCCGAUUCCCGAUUUCAAUUUCUCACUUGAUCCAGCGGAAAUUGAUCCGAAUUUCCCCUUUAAUACCCCAGGAUUUUUCUGCUGAUUGGACAACUUCAGAUAGCAGUAGAAUUGUGGAAUAAUAAAUCAGCAAUGGUAGCACUUAUAAUGUCUUUGUAGUUAAUAUUAGAAUUACAAUUUUGGCACUGUUUAACAGUAUCUACUUUCAGCAAUGGUGCGCCAAAUUUGUAUCGGCACAUCCUACAAGCCACCCCUUUAGUAGAAGAGCACAGCAGUCACAAAGAGUAACUAACAAAUUCAAAUUAAGUUAGAAGAUUACAUCAAC
Abrus precatorius (Indian licorice) is the source of this 1656-nucleotide messenger RNA. Its product is annotated as probable WRKY transcription factor 41. Gene Ontology annotation, cellular component: nucleus. The record is from RefSeq and is a predicted model, not a curated record. The coding region runs from base 325 to 1416 and encodes 363 amino acids. Lineage: Eukaryota; Viridiplantae; Streptophyta; Magnoliopsida; Fabales; Fabaceae. The transcript has 3 exons. Gene Ontology annotation, molecular function: DNA-binding transcription factor activity; transcription cis-regulatory region binding. Gene Ontology annotation, biological process: regulation of DNA-templated transcription.